AAUGUUUGAAGCAGGACUGGUUUGAAGAGAGGGCUAUAAAUAGCAGAAGCAGUCUCGCUCGUGUCAGGCAUGAAGUAAAGCUAAUAAAACAUUUUGCUAUCUCCACAGAUUCCAACAAAACAGGAAUUAAACACACAAGAUCAAGAAGAAGAUGGUGAUGCUGAUUAUUAAGCUCUGCAUCUUCGCCAUGGCCCCCCUCUGUACUGUCGCUGCGAAUGCUCAGACACAAGGAAUAGGGUUUGGAUAUGGAGGUAGAAAUGGACCAAAACAAUGGGGACACUUAAACCCUCACUACACUGAAUGCUCGGUCGGUAAAUUGCAAUCUCCAAUUGAUAUCCAAAGGGGACAAACCUUUUACAACAGCACAUUAGAACCGCUUCACCGCGAUUACUACACCACAAAUGCAACACUCGUGAACCACGUCUGCAAUGUCGCCAUGUUCUUUGCGGAAGGAGCAGGAGAUGUGGUAAUAAACGAUAAGAACUAUACCUUACUGCAAAUGCAUUGGCAUACUCCUUCCGAACAUCAUCUCCAUGGUGUCCAAUAUGCAGCUGAACUACACAUGGUACACCAAGCAAAAGAUGGAAGCUUUGCUGUGGUAGCAAGCCUCUUCAAAAUCGGCAGUGAAGAGCCUUUCCUCUCUCAGAUGAAGGAUAAAUUAAUGAAGCUAAAGGAUGAGAGGCUCAAAGGGAACCAAACAGCACAAGUGGAAGUUGGAAAAAUAAACACAAGACAUAUCGAACGUAAGACUCGAAAGUACUUCAGAUACUAUGGCUCACUCACCACUCCUCCUUGUUCCGAAAACGUAUCUUGGACCAUUCUUGGCAAGGUGAGGUCAAUGUCAAAGGAACAAGUAGAACUACUACGAUCUCCAUUGGACAUUUCUUACAAGAAAAAUGCAAGACCUUGUCAACCCCUAAACGGCCGGCGAGUUGAGAUGUUCCACGAGCGCGUCACCAAAAAGGAAACCGGAAACAAAAAGAAAGAUCCCAAUUAAACUAUUUUUGCAUAUCGAUUUGUUCAGAACCUAAUUAGCCCCC
Raphanus sativus (radish) is the source of this 1040-nucleotide messenger RNA. RefSeq names its product alpha carbonic anhydrase 1, chloroplastic. The transcript has 6 exons. The record is from RefSeq and is a predicted model, not a curated record. The coding region runs from base 152 to 997 and encodes 281 amino acids. Gene Ontology annotation, molecular function: carbonate dehydratase activity; zinc ion binding. NCBI's taxonomy places the organism in Eukaryota, Viridiplantae, Streptophyta, Magnoliopsida, Brassicales, Brassicaceae.